Ailuropoda melanoleuca (giant panda) is the source of this 2582-nucleotide messenger RNA. RefSeq names its product zinc finger protein 277 (gene ZNF277). The transcript is spliced from 12 exons. Lineage: Eukaryota; Metazoa; Chordata; Mammalia; Carnivora; Ursidae. The record is from RefSeq and is a predicted model, not a curated record. Bases 58 to 1428 code for a protein of 456 amino acids.
CGUUUCCAUUGGUUCCGGACCCGUCCGCUUGCCCUCCCUUUUCUCCGCCGCCGCGUAAUGGCGGCUCCCGAGACCCAGGGGGCUGCUGCCGGAGGGGAGGAGGACUGUGAGGGCAACCAUAGCGAAGCCGGGGGUGUCAGUUAUGAGGACAGUAAGGAUUGUAUCCUGGAGCCGCUUUCCCUGCCAGAAAGUCCAGGUGGCACCACCGCUUUAGAAGGUUCUCCAUCUGUGCCUUGUAUUUUCUGUGAAGAACAUUUUCCUAUGGAUGAACAAGACAAACUUCUGAAGCACAUGAUUAUUGAACAUAAGAUGGUCAUAGCUGAUGUCAAGUUAGUUGCUGAUUUCCAAAGGUACAUUUUAUAUUGGAGGAAAAGGUUCACUGAACAGCCCAUUACAGAUUUUUGUAGUGUGAUAAGAAUCAAUUCCACAGGUCCACUGGAAGAACAAGACAAUUACUUUUUGUUAUGUGAUGUUUUACCAGAAGAUAGACUACUUAGAGAAGAACUUCAGAAACAGAGACUGAAAGAAAUUCUGGAACAACAGCAACAAGAAAGAAAUGAUAACAGUUUUCAUGGUAUUUGUAUGUUUUGCAAUGAGGAAUUUUUCGGAAACAGAUCUGUUCUUUUAAACCACAUGGCCAGAGAACAUGCUUUCAACAUUGGAUUGCCAGACAACAUUGUAAACUGCAAUGAAUUUCUGUGCACAUUACAGAAAAAGCUGGACAACUUGCAGUGCUUGUACUGUGAGAAGACCUUCAGGGACAAAAAUACACUUAAAGACCAUAUGAGGAAAAAACAGCAUCGGAGGAUUAAUCCUAAGAACAGAGAAUAUGACCAAUUUUAUGUCAUCAAUUAUUUGGAACUUGGAAAAUCAUGGGAGGAAGUUCAAUUGGAAGAUGAUCGGGAGCUGCUAGACCAUCAGGAAGAUGACUGGUCUGAUUGGGAAGAACGCCCUGACUCUGCUGUCUGUCUAUUUUGUGAAAAGCAAGCAGAAACAAUUGAGAAACUAUGUGUCCACAUGGAGGAUGCUCACGAGUUUGAUCUCCUCAGAAUAAAGUCAGAACUUGGAUUAAAUUUCUACCAGCAAGUGAAACUGGUCAAUUUCAUUCGGAGGCAGAUUCACCAAUGUAGGUGUUAUGGCUGCCAUGUGAAAUUCAAAUCCAAAGCAGAGUUAAGGACUCACAUGGAAGAAGCUAAACAUACAUCACUGCUUCCUGAAAGAAAGACAUGGGAUCAACCAGAGUAUUAUUUUCCAACCUAUGAAAAUGACACUCUACUGUGUACACUGUCUGACAGUGAAAGUGACCUGACAGCUCAGGAACAGAAUGGAAAUAUCACCAUCAUCAGUGAAGAUACAUCUAAACUGCAUGCUUUGAAACAAAGCAGUAUUUUGAACCAGUUGCUACUACAAGAGGGCUUGAAAAACUAGAAGAAAAUGCUGCAGAAGCAGCUUUUCAUAUUUUUCUUUCAUGAGACAAACUCAGAAAAAUAGUUUAAAAUUUGAACAUCAGCAAAGGAUUAGUCCUCGGUGAAGUAAAAUUUUUAAAAAGUACUUUGCAAAAAAUAAAAUGAGGACUUUUUGUAUUUUUGGCUAUAAAGUUUUACUAUGUAAUCAUUAUAAAUGAUCUCAUUUCAUUAGGCUCGAUUAUCCAUAAUAAGGAGAACAUGCGGGGCACGUAGCUGGCCCAAGUGGUGGAGCAUGUGACUCUUGAUCUCGGGGUCAUGAGUUUGAGCCCCACGUUAGGUGAAGGGAUUGCUUAAAAAAAAUUUUUUUUUAGUAAGGAGGACAUGUAAAUCACAAAGAAAUGAAAUGUUCAAAUUAUUUAUAAAGUUAGUUUCACCCAGUAAUUUCAAUUUCCUCCCCCACAGGCUUUCUUCAUCUAACAAGUCAGAAAAUUUGACUACAUUGGGUAAACUUUAGUGACCAAAAGAGGAGCCAUAAAAGAAAGGAAAAAUGGUCAAAGAUCUGGGAAAUGUAUGCACAAAUUGUAAACUAUUUCAGAAAAGUCCAGAUCUGGCUAUAUUAUCAUUACUGCUUUCUGCCUAGAUAACCAAAUCCCUAGAAAUGGGCAUCAAGCCUCUUGUCUUCUACAAUGUACAUAUCAUUAGCAGAUCAGUACCAUUUUUAAAAAACAUAAACGCAAUACCAUUUUAUUAUCUAACAAAAUUACUAAGUUCUUAAUAUCCUAUGUUUUCAGUUUUUCCUAGCUGUCUCAAAAUGCCCUCUUAUUGUAUUAUCAGUUACAAGAUAAAUACUGUAUACUUCCUAAUUAGAUGCACUGAGGAUGACAAAACGUGAUGCUUGAGGAUUCCUCCCAAAAAUGCAUAACACGAAUAUAACAAAGAAACAUUAAUCAAACCCAAGUUGAGGGACAGUCUACCCAAUAAUCGGCCUUUAUUCUUCAAAAGUCAAAGUCAUGAAAAACAAAGACUGAAAUACUCCCCUAGAUUAAAGAAAACUUCAGAGAUAAUGCUACAUGUAAUCCUGGAUUGGAUUCUGGAUGAAGAAAAAAUUUUCUUUUGCUGUAAAAGAUCUAGUGGGACAAAUGGCAUACUUUUAAUAAAGUCUGUAGCUAAUGUUAA